CCAUUUAAUACAGUCUGAAAACUAAAAGUCUAUGAAAUAAUUAAUAAUAAUCUAAACAAUUAGAAAGUUUAAAACCAUUUAACACAAAUUCAACACAAAACAUGACAGUUCUCAACCUAACCUAAAAAUGUAAAUAAACAGAAAUGAAAUCCCGAAUAUCUCCAUCGGAUUUCCUAAGAAAAAACUGGCUGCUGGUCGGAAUACUAUUUUGCAUCAUCCUCGCCGCAAUUUACCCCCAUUUGGGCUCAAAAGAAGGCCCAUUACGAACCGAAUACACGGUAAAAUACGGAGCCGUUUUCAUAAUAUUCCUAAUCAGCGGACUGAGCAUCAAAACCGACAGCAUUUUAAAAACAUUCCGGCAUUACAAACUCCACCUGUUCAUACAAUGUUUCACCUUCAUUUUCGUGCCGUAUUUCACGCAGAACUUCAUCAAACUGUUAAAUCUGUUCGGCAUCAAUGUCUGGAUACUUAAGGGACUGAUAACGGUUGCGUGCAUGCCACCACCAGUUUCAAGCGCUGUGAUACUUACAAGGGCGGCCCAAGGCAACGAAACUGCCUCAAUUUUCAACUCAAUAAUAGGCAGUUUCAUGGGAGUUUUGCUCACACCUCUGCAUUUAUUGAAUCAAUUGGGUUCGACUACAAUCAUUCCAAUAGGCAGUACAAUAGUACAGCUGACUAGUACAGUAUUGUUGCCUCUAGUUUUGGGGCAAUUUGUUAUAAGUGUGACUGGAUUUAGGGGGCAAAAAUACAGAUUAAACACUAUAAGUCAGUUUGCUUUACUUUUUGUGAUCUAUACCACGUUUUGUGACACUUUUACAACACCAGAAGCUGGGUUAUCUGCUUUAGAUGUUAUCAUUACUAUACUUUCAGUGUUUAUACUACAGAUUGUUUUAAUGAUUUUAAGCUUCAAAUUGUCAGCUUUAUUGAACAAAGACUUUAGUCCACAGGACAAAAUUGCUAUUGUAUUUUGUUCAACCCAUAAGUCACUUACUUUAGGCAUUCCAAUUUUAAGGAUAAUGUUCCACGGAUAUUCCCACUUGAGUCAAAUAAGUUUGCCCUUAUUAGUAUACCAUCCAACCCAGAUAAUCCUGGGUGGUUUAAUAGUGCCCCAGCUAAAAGACUGGGUACAUUCCCAAAGGAGAUACAAAGCCUUAGUAUAAAAAUAUAAAUAUAUAAUAAAUAAAUUGUUAUUUAAAG
Molecule: messenger RNA, 1197 nt
Organism: Aethina tumida (small hive beetle)
Lineage: Eukaryota; Metazoa; Arthropoda; Insecta; Coleoptera; Nitidulidae
Product: sodium/bile acid cotransporter 7-B
Exons: 6
Coding region: 144-1160 (338 amino acids)
Cellular component (GO): plasma membrane
Source: RefSeq, a predicted model, not a curated record